Vigna unguiculata (cowpea) is the source of this 777-nucleotide messenger RNA. Its product is annotated as lachrymatory-factor synthase-like. NCBI's taxonomy places the organism in Eukaryota, Viridiplantae, Streptophyta, Magnoliopsida, Fabales, Fabaceae. The record is from RefSeq and is a predicted model, not a curated record.
CAUUGUUUCUAACUCAACUCUUUCUUGUUGUGUGUGACAUAGCUACUGCUUCCUUUGUUGAUACUAAACAUGGCGGAGUCCAUUGAACAAGGAAGCGAAGAAAAGUGGAAGGGGAAGGCCAUAGCAGAAGUAAAAGGAGUGAAAGCAGAAAAAGUUUGGCCUCUGUUGGAGGAUUUCUUUGGCCUCAGCAAAUGGUAUCCCACUCCUCUCUGCAUUCCCGUCGAAGGCCUCUCUGGGAAACCAGGGUGCGUGCGUUUCUGCGGUGGUUUCAAGACACCAGUGGAUGGUGAUGACAAAAAAGCUUUGAACUGGACCAAGCAGAAACUGUUAUCCAUCGACCCUUCUCAAUGGACCUUCACCUAUUGUAUUGUGGAUUCAAACGUUGGGUUUAACUCCUACUUUGCAACUUGGACGGUGAGGCCAACCGCUGAAGGGUGUGAGGUUGAGUGGCGCUAUGAAGUUGAACCGGUCGAAGGGUGGAAACUUGAAUAUCUUGAUUCCUUCGCAGACAAAGGCUUGCAUGCCAUGGCUAAGAACAUGGAACAAGGUUUGAAGACCAUGGAAGAAGCUCUCGAGUCCCACAAGUAAAGGACAAACUCAGAGACUCUUGUUUAUUUACAUGUUUUGUUCCUUUUCAUCGACAGGUAUUAGUCGUUAGUAUUUUGGCAGUGAAAACUUCAACUCAUUACUUCUCUCAUUCUUUUCUUUCAAACUUGUAGAAGAAAUACAUCUUGGUGGGAAUCCAAGUGUGAGUUUAAGGUUUACAUUGGUUAUAAA